UUCUAUGCUGCCUGCACGCAAAAGCAGACGCACGCACGCACGCACGCACGCACGACAGAUGAGUCUACGACGAUCAUCGCCGCUGCAUGGUUCGACGCACUCGGGGCCGGUCAGGGGACACACGUAAAUGUAAAUACACGUGAGGCGGAAAAGGCAUGGCCUGCACAGGAGAAUGGCUUUCGGAGGCAGGCAGACAAUUGGAGAGCAGUAGCAUCGUUGCGUCAUGCCUCUGAACGUAUUGAAGGAACGCCAAUGCGGCCUUUGAGACAAACGCAAGCAGUCAAUAUGUGUAGACUGAGAGCAAAUGCAGGCUCCUCACGCACGAGAAGAGCUGAAGGCCAUUUCCCAUCAGUACAAGCAAGGUCCAGAUUAUUUUCCUCGGGCCCAGGGACCAGGGCAGCUCUUCGAUUGUUUGCCGAGCCGAAGGGCCGAGGGGACAGACAGACAGACAGAAAGCGGCGGCAGUCUAUUUCCGCGCCUGAGGCCAGCAAGUGGGGCCGCUUGCGGACACGAGAUCAAUGCAAGGAAGACGGCAGCCAAGCAGGCAGACAGGCAGACAGGCAGGCAGACAAGCGGUCAGACGCCCCUCUUUUUUCUUUCUCUCUCCUUGACACCGAAAGAUUGACAAAUGGCGUGCAUCCUAUGCCGAGUGACGGUAGUGUGGGCUUGGCUGAUCCCUGAGGGGGCGUGGAACAAGGUGGGGCGCUCAAGCGCAGACGAGGCCCCGCGGCUGCGCUGAGCCUGAUCUGUCUGCGAAGCGCGGGCGAGAUUGCAAAUCGGCCUUGUC
Molecule: messenger RNA, 787 nt
Organism: Microstroma glucosiphilum
Lineage: Eukaryota; Fungi; Basidiomycota; Exobasidiomycetes; Microstromatales; Microstromataceae
Exons: 1
Coding region: 253-681 (142 amino acids)
Source: RefSeq, a predicted model, not a curated record